GCACAUUCCAAUCGUGCAAUAAAGUUCCAACUUUUAAGCCUUGUUAUGUAAUAACCAAAGAAAAAAAGCGUGUAUAAGCCUUGUCAUUGCCUAUUGCUCAUGGUUCUUCCUCCUCCCUAUUUCCAGGAAACUUCACAACCCCCUUCUUUCCCUAUUAUUUUUUCUUUCCACCUCUUCUUGGUCUAAAUCUUGGUGAAAUCAUCUGAAUCUGGCUCUCUCCUUUAUAUCAUACCAAAAGAAAAAAACAACAACAACAAGGUUUCACUUUUGUGCCGAAGGGGUACAAGUAUUUAUUGAAAUUUCUAAGGAUUUAAUCAUAAAAUCAUCUGUAAGUCCAAGAUAUUUAUAAUGGAUUCGGAUUCUUGGACUCGUUUAUUUACUUCUUCAAGGCGUUACCAAUCUCGAUCAGAUAUCUAUAACUUAGGAGAGGAGUAUAAUUGCGAAGAGGAGUCUAGGCCAGAGUUUCUUUGUCCUUUCUGUGCGGAGGAUUUUGAUAUUGUUGGACUAUGUUGUCAUAUCGAUGAAGAGCAUGCUGUUGAAGCUAAGAAUGGGAUAUGUCCGGUUUGCGCAAAAAGGGUUGGAAUGGAUUUGGUUGGUCAUAUUACUCAGCAACAUGGAAAUAUUUUAAAGGUGCAGCGCAAGAGAAGAUUUCGAAGAGGUGGUACUUCGGCUCUCUCUAGUUUAAGAAGAGAGCUAAGGGAAGGGAAUUUGCAGUCCAUCAUCGGGGGAUCCUCUCGUUUGGUUUCUUCCUCCACUACAGAUCCAGAUCCCUUGUUAUCUUCAUUCAUUCACAGUACACCUUUGGCUAAUGAAAUCCGCUAUGUUCAACCUUUAUCUUCUAUUACACAAAGUUCAAAAGAAGAUAGCACUCUUGAGAACACAUCUGAAAGAAAUGUGCAGCUUCAGCAAUCUCCACUAUCUGACAAAGACCAUGAGGAGAAGGCCAGGAAGAGUGAGUUUGUGCAAGGGCUAUUGCUAUUCACCUUUCUUGAGGAAGACUAAGAAAUAUGAAAAGGAUAAUGUUAGCAUAAAUAGAGAAAAGAAGAGAAGGCUGGGAUUCUGUGUAGUAGUUAGGCGAAAGGGAACUCGUAAAAGUCCUACUAAUGUGUAUAUUAAAGACAACGUUAGUUUUCCAUCUUCAAUUUAGCAACAUGCUAAUAUAUUAUUCUAAUUUAAUUGUGAGGCAAAAAGAAACGAAACUAAAAUUAUCAAGCA
This is a messenger RNA of Capsicum annuum, 1215 nucleotides long. RefSeq names its product protein DEHYDRATION-INDUCED 19 homolog 4. Lineage: Eukaryota; Viridiplantae; Streptophyta; Magnoliopsida; Solanales; Solanaceae. The transcript has 5 exons. The coding region runs from base 349 to 1002 and encodes 217 amino acids. The record is from RefSeq and is a predicted model, not a curated record.